Molecule: messenger RNA, 3388 nt
Organism: Camelus dromedarius (Arabian camel)
Lineage: Eukaryota; Metazoa; Chordata; Mammalia; Artiodactyla; Camelidae
Gene: SCARF2
Product: scavenger receptor class F member 2
Exons: 11
Coding region: 1-2595 (864 amino acids)
Biological process (GO): heterophilic cell-cell adhesion
Cellular component (GO): focal adhesion
Molecular function (GO): scavenger receptor activity
Source: RefSeq, a predicted model, not a curated record
AUGGAGGGCGCAGGGCCCCGGGGGGCCGGGCCGGCGCGGCGCCGGGGAGCCGGGGGGCCGCCGCCACCGCUGCUGCCGCCGCUGCUGCUGCUGCUGCUCUGGCUGCUGCCCGGCCCCGCGGCGCCCCAGGAGCUGAGCCCGCGCGGUCGCAACGUGUGCCGCGCGCCCGGCUCCCAGGAGCUCACUUGCUGCACCGGCUGGAGGCAGCAGGGGGACGAGUGUGGGAUCGCGGUGUGCGAAGGCAACUCCACGUGCUCGGAGAACGAGGUGUGCGUGCGGCCGGGCGAGUGCCGCUGCCGCCAUGGCUACUUCGGUGCCAACUGCGACACCAAAUGUCCGCGCCAGUUCUGGGGCCCCGACUGCAAAGAGCUGUGUGUCUGCCACCCUCACGGGCAGUGCGAGGACGUGACGGGCCAGUGUACGUGUCACGCGCGGCGCUGGGGCUCACGCUGCGAGCAUGCGUGCCAGUGCCAGCACGGCGCGUGCCACCCGCGGAGCGGCGCGUGUCGCUGCGAGCCUGGCUGGUGGGGCGCGCAGUGCGCCAGCGCGUGCUACUGCAGCGCCACCUCGCGCUGCGACCCACAGACGGGCGCGUGCCUGUGCCACUCAGGCUGGUGGGGCCGCAGCUGCAACAAUCAGUGCUCCUGCAACACGUCGCCGUGCGAGCAACAGAGCGGCCGCUGCCAGUGCCGGGAGCGCACGUUCGGCGCGCGCUGCGAGCGCUAUUGCCAGUGCUUCCGCGGCCGCUGCCACCCGGUGGACGGCACGUGCGCGUGCGAGCCCGGCUACCGGGGCAAGUACUGCCGCGAGCCGUGCCCUGCCGGCUUCUACGGUCUGGGCUGCCGCCGUCGAUGCGGCCAAUGCAAAGGCCAGCAGCCAUGCACGGUGGCCGAGGGCCGCUGCCUGACGUGUGAGCCCGGCUGGAAUGGCACCAAGUGCGACCAGCCGUGCGCCUCGGGCUUCUACGGCGAGGGCUGCGGCCACCGCUGCCCGCCGUGUCGCGACGGGCACUCCUGCAACCAUGUCACCGGCAAGUGCACGCGCUGCAACGCGGGCUGGAUCGGUGACCGGUGCGAGACGAAGUGCAGCAACGGCACUUACGGCGAGGACUGCGCGUUCGUGUGCGCCGACUGCGGCAGCGGCCACUGCGACUUCCAGUCUGGGCGCUGCCUCUGCAGCCCGGGCGUCCACGGGACCCACUGUAACCUGACGUGCCCUCCCGGGCUUCACGGCGUGGACUGCGCCCAGGCCUGCAGCUGCCACGAGGACUCGUGCGACCCGGUCACCGGUGCCUGCCGCCUGGAGACCAACCAGCGCAAGGGCGUGAUGGGCGCGGGCGCGCUGCUCGCCCUGCUCCUCGGCCUGCUGCUUUCGCUACUCGGCUGCUGCUGCGCCUGCCGCGGCAAGGACCCCGCGCGCGGGCCACGCCCCCGCAGGGAGCUCUCGCUCGGGAGGAAGAAGGCGCCGCAGCGCUUGUGCGGGCGCUUCAGCCGCAUCAGUAUGAAACUGCCCCGCAUCCCGCUCCGCAGGCAGAAGCUGCCCAAGGUCGUAGUGGCCCAUCACGACCUGGACAACACACUCAACUGCAGCUUCCUGGAGCCACCCUCGGGGCUGGAGCAGCCCUCACCGUCGUGGUCCUCCCGGGCCUCCUUCUCCUCCUUUGACACCACGGACGAAGGCCCCGUGUACUGCGUACCCCACGAGGAGGCGGCAACCGACAGUCGGGACGCGGAGGCCCCCACCGCCCCUGCCGAGGCUCUGGCGCUGUCCCCUGCGCCCGUGACCACCCCAGUGCCCGCGGAGGAGGCGACGCCCCUCCCCGCGUCCUCCGACAGCGAGCGGUCAGCGUCGAGCGGGGACGGGCCCAGCGGGGCGCUCUAUGCGCGCGUGGCCCGGCGGGAGGCCCGGCCGGCCCGGGUCCGGGGCGAGGCCCGAGGCCUGUCGCUUUCACCAUCGCCCGAGCGCAGGAAGCCGCCGCCACCCGACCCCGCCACCAAGCCCAAAGUGUCCUGGAUCCAUGGCAAGCACGGCGCCGCCGCCGCCGCCCGCGCACCCUCGCCGCCGCCCGCGGCUCCCGAGGCGGCGCCCAGCCCCAGCAAGAGGAAACGGACGCCCAGCGACACGUCGGCACAGCCAGAAGAGCCCGGCAGCCCCAGGGCCCGGGAUCCGACGCCGCGGCACCCCGGGCUGGCCGAAGAGGGGCCAGCCCUAGCCGCCCCCUCGCCGCCCCGGGCUCGGGCGCGGGGCCGUGGCCCAGGCCUCUCCGAGCCCACGGACGCUGGCGGUCCCCCGCGCAGCGCGCCCGAGGCCGCCUCCAUGUUAGCCGCCGAGCUGCGCGACAAGACUCGCAGUCUGGGCCGCGCCGAGGGUCUCCUGGGCCCCCGAGAGAAGCCGGUGCCGCCGCAGAAGGCCAAGCGCUCGGUGCCUCCCGCCUCGCCGGCCCGCGCGCCCGAGGCCACAGGGCCUGAAAAAGUGGCCGGCGGCGCGCCUGGAGUCGACACCCCCCGAAAGAAGACCCCCAUCCAGAAGCCGCCGCGCAAGAAGGGCCGGGAGUUGGCGGGCGAGCCGGGCCGGGCAGGGGCGCCCACCCUGUAGUAGGGCGGUCCGGCCGGCCGUGCCUGCAGCUUCCCCGGCUUAGCAGCGCUGCUUGCCACCCCGCGUCUCCGUGCGCCCAGCCUCUCCCGCGGGGCCUUGGCCUCAGCAGCCUGGCGGGAGGCUGCAUCUCACUGGCUUGGGCCCAGCAGCCCUCCUGGAUGGGGCCCUGCGCUCAGGCGCAAAGCCCCAUCCCACUGGCCAAGGCCUGACAGGCGCUUAGCUGGCCCCCUCUUCCAAUGGCCUCACUAUGGAGGGUUCCCACAGGCCUGGGUCUCAAAGGCCAAGGGCAGGAGGGCUCUGCCUGGAAACCACUCCUUAAUUAGCCAAGAGUGCCUUGGCUGGGGCCACCCUCUCCUUGGCUGAGGCCAGAAGCACUUCUGCCCUGGUUGCCUCUCAUUGGCCAGGGCCUGGUGCCUCUGGCUGGAGGCUCCCUUCCCUGACCCUAGCCAAAGGCUGCUCCCACUGGCCGAGCCCCAGGGCAUCUGGUUGACCAGAGCCUGGGGAGGAGGGCUGGUCUCUGCUCCUCAGGGGGCUUGGCAGCACCCCACUUCCAGCUGCCCCUGCCCCAGCCUCCCCCCGCGCUGGCCCCUCAGCUGUCAAGCUGGUUUUGAUGGCCUCCCACUACUCCAUACGCCUGGGAAUACAAGGGAAGGGGCGAUGACUCCACUGGCCUGAGGAGAUGUAUUUAUAGGCCCCCGGCAGGGCUGCUCCCACCCCGUCUGGGUGCCCCAGGAUGGGCUCCUCCCGGUAGGGGCUUGGCCAAAGCUUUAAUAAAGUGCCUUUUUCUCCCCUG